CCCGCGUCUGCUAGAGGUUCUGGAAUUCGACUGAUUAGCGACUGGAUGGAAAUCGUACGGGAUGAAAACAUGGUCGCGCAGAAGUACAUAAGUCGUCCUCUGCUCAUUGACGGGUGUAAGUUCGAUCUGAGAAUUUACGCCUACGUCACUAGUCUCAAUCCGCUGCGUAUCUACUUGUUCGACGAUGGCAUUGUUCGUUUCGCUAGUUCCAGCUAUUCAGACAACCUUGAUUCCCUGUCAAACCAGUACAUUCACCUUACAAACUACAGUAUUAAUAAAAAUGCGUCUCUGAAUCAGGGAUCGACAAAUAUUGGCUUGAAAUGGUCUCUGCGGCAGCUGUGGAAUUAUUUGGCAGAAAAGGGAUGGGACGUGCCAAAGGUGAUGGAAAGAAUCGUCGAUUUGGUCAUUAAAACGUUUAUCUGGCAAGUGUCUUCCUUACGCAAGUUUACUGCGUUGCUAUGGUGUUUCGAGCUAGUGGACUUAAUCUUUAUAGUCCUGGAAUCAGGAUUCUGUGAACCCCCAAUGAGCCAAUUUGUGGUUAAGUUUACAUCGUUGCCGUCGAUUUGCCAUGAACUGUUCGGAUUCGAUGUUAUUCUGGACAGCGACUUGAAGCCAUGGCUGGUCGAAGUGAACAUAUCGCCAAGCAUGCAGUGUAACUCGCCAGUCGACUACACUGUCAAGGAACCGUUAAUCACCGACGUGCUGAAUCUCUCUGGCAUUCAGGUUCCCCCGCCCAAUGCAUUCAAAAGUGCGCGAAAGUCCAUUUUGCAAGUUUCGCUAUACGAAAAUCUGGAUUGCCGCUUCUUAGAUUUUAGGAUCAAGCCCCGGUUUCACUUACUAGGUGACAAAGACAAGAUCAAGUCCAGUUUGUUUCUGGAAAAGUAUCUAAGGACUGCGGUAGAGGUGGAUCCAUCGAUUUUAAGCGAUCUAACUCCAAGCGAUUUGCGCGUUUUGAUAGACACAGAGGACGAGUUGGAUCGAAGAGGUCGCUUUCAGCGUGUGUUUCCGGCACCGUUGUCGUCGAAGUACUUGCGAUACUGUGAUCCGCCAAGAUAUUAUAAUCUAUUGCUGGACGAGUGGACAAGGCGAUUCUCUGAAGAUCGUGAAUCUGGUAUUUUUAUCGAGUAG
This is a messenger RNA of Soboliphyme baturini, 1128 nucleotides long. The record is from the annotation of a GenBank genome assembly. NCBI's taxonomy places the organism in Eukaryota, Metazoa, Nematoda, Enoplea, Dioctophymatida, Soboliphymatidae.